CUGUCGCGAACUUCCCCGCGCCUCUGGGCUGUUGGAGCCUGGUCAUUCCGUUGGCCGUUGGCGAUUUACUCGGAUGGCGGAUGGUGUUAACAUUUCGCUUCUUUGCUAAAACCGUCCAACUCCCUCACCAUGCCGGUGACCGACCCGGUGACUGUGAAUACCUUCAUCAGUUCCCUCCGGCCUGGUCUGGCCGUCCCCGCGUGACAUCACCGCCUGCACGCUCAGGUCCCCCCCGCCAUCAGCCAAAAGGCAUCCAUUCUCCUCGUGCCCGCCUGGCGGCUGUGAGUUCAUUCAGCUCGCUCUCCAAAUCUCACCCCGCCAUCUCACUCACCUCAUUCACACAACCAACUGUCUUUUCUUUCAUCAACGCUCAUCAAGGCGAUUCAUGGUGGCAAGCGAGGUCCACAUGGGUAUAACUUGCAGCAUAGACACGGUCGAGUCUGACAGCGAUGCUGAAAAAAAUAAUACGCAAGUCCCCGAGGAAACGCACCCGCACUCAGUCAAUAUCACCCACACGGCGCUGGUUUACAAGAUCGAUGGCUGACCUGUUCGUCCACAGGCCCGACGUUGUGAGUGAAGCUAGCGCAAGAAGCAUGGCUGUAAGAAAGGCUCAAGGCUCUGGCGCUGAGUCCUGUACUCGGCUCAACGGGGUGUCUAAUGGUAAUGGAACUCGAGGUGAAGGCUGGAUGGCUCAGUAUGACUGCGUUGGGCCACUGGAGGCUGCUGCAAGAAGACGGAAUCCAGAAAUCGAUUCAUCAAGCCCCUGUCUCACAGAUCAGCUUCAUGCUUUCACUGGACGGACGUCUGAAGAAACAAAGAAACCAAAACCAUGGUCGUUACGGAGUUCUUCAAGAAAUGUGACGCUCUCAGCUCCGAGAGAAUUCUUUGACGCAGCAGAUAAGGACAUUGAGGGAACUAUCACGACGUAUGACGAGCUACGGAAGGCACUCAAGGACCACGAAGAUGCACUUUCGUUUGAGAAUACCUGCACGAUCAACGCUUCGGUGCUCGAGAUCAAGGCCAACGCUAAGCUUCAGGCUCUCAAAAAGGACGACAUCGAACGCUAUUACACGCCAGCUCCGCCCAGGCAGGGGUUUCAGGGCCAGGAGCAUCCUCGUUUCUACGGAGAUCAUUUCCUUUCCAACAUCGACUUAAUUCAACAAACCCAACUUUUCAGUCUCUUCCGCGCCAUGCCCAAAGGCGCUCAUCUUCAUAUUCACUUCAACGCUAACCUAUUACCAAACUUUUUACUUGAUAUUGCGAAGGAGAUGACCCGCAUGUAUAUUUGGUGCAACAUGCCACUGGUGAAUGACAGGGGGCAGGUAGACCGGACCGCUUUGGAUCGGUGCCGGGUACAGUUCAGUAUUAUGAACGAAGCGGCAGUGAAGGAGCGAGGCGAGGGCAAUAUUUUUGAUGCCGCUUACCAAAACAGGACUGUGAUGCAGUUCUCUAGGUUUCGGGAAGAAUUCCGUCGGAGGUACGCCCAGGAGGACAUUGACAGAGUUGAUAAAUGGCUACAAAACAAGCUGGUCUUUGAAGAAGAGGAGGCCCACGGUUUGCUUCAAACAGCAAAAGGGGCAUGGGAAAAGUUCAACGCGAGAACGCAAAUGAUGAAGGGCCUCUUCAACUAUAAAAGUGCAUACGCAAGAUAUACACGCCAUUGCUUAGAGGAGUUCGCCGAUGACAACAUCCAGUACGCCGAGAUCCGUGUGAAUUUCAUGUCGACAAACCAAGUAUGGGAAGAUGACGGGUCCAAAAAACUUGACAACGAAGGAAUCACAGAUCUGAUUAUCGAUCAAUACGAGAAAUUCCAACGCCAGCAUCAAGGAAAAGUGGUUCAGGGGCUCAAGAUCAUCUAUUGCACGCCACGGUCAUUCGACACCGAGCAGGUGGAAGAGUCGCUUCACGAGUGUCUCGAGUUCAAGCUCAAAGAGAAGUACUCAAACUACAUUGCCGGUUUUGACUUGGUUGGCGAAGAAGGCAAAGGUCACCCCUUACAUUAUUUCACAAAGCAGCUGCUUCGAUUCCAGAAGGCCUGUCGGCUAGCAGGAACCUCCAUACCGCUUUUGUUGCACUGCGGUGAGACUCUGGAUCAUGGCGAUGAGACGGACAGAAACCUGCUCGAUGCUCUCCUGCUCGGCUCCAAGCGGAUCGGCCACGGGUUUGCCCUGCCGCGGCAUCCUUUUAUUAUGGAGCAGAUGAAACAGCACAACAUCUGUGUGGAAGUGUGCCCAAUAUCGAACGAGAUACUGGGACUCACGCCGAGAAUAAGCGGGCACUCUGUGUACAACCUGCUGGCUAAUAAUGUCCACUGCACUGUGAGCACCGACAACGGGACACUAUUUAGAUCGCGAUUAUCACACGACUUUUACCAAGUACUGGCAGGAAAGGCAGACAUGACGCUCCAUGGACUUCGGCAGCUGAUUGAGUGGAGUCUUGAGCACUCGUGCAUGGAUGCAAAGGAGAGGGAAAAGGUGCAUACCGCUUGGCUCCACAUGUGGGAGAAGUUUUGUCUGAGGAUUGUCAAGGGUGAAUUUGACCAACCGCAACAGCGAAGAGACGGCGAGGCUACCUUGGGGGUGGCUGGAAACGAGAAAAAGACAGCUGUUAUGCCCGGCCCAUGA
This is a messenger RNA of Podospora pseudopauciseta, 2624 nucleotides long. RefSeq lists its product as uncharacterized. Lineage: Eukaryota; Fungi; Ascomycota; Sordariomycetes; Sordariales; Podosporaceae. The record is from RefSeq and is a predicted model, not a curated record. Bases 450 to 2624 code for a protein of 724 amino acids. Gene Ontology annotation, molecular function: adenosine deaminase activity. Gene Ontology annotation, biological process: inosine biosynthetic process; adenosine catabolic process. The transcript has 4 exons.